AUGGCCAAAAACCUCCGUGCCAAGAUCCCCGCAGCGGAUACAUUGCUCGUUCGUGAUGUCAACGAGGAAGCUGCAAAGCGCUUUGUCGCAGAGGCCGAGGAAAUUGCGCGGAGUCUGGGAGUAGGAACCGGUGAAUACCAAGUCAAGAUUGCCUCAAGUGCCCGCGAAAUUGCAGAGCAAUCGGCGAUUAUGGUUAGCAGUCUCCCCGAAUCUCAGCAUGUCAAAGAGGUCUAUGAAUCCAUCGUCGAGCACGGCAAGCUUCCGGAACUAGAAGAGGAGCGUUUGUUCAUUGACACAUCUACCAUCGACCCAGUCACUUCGAAGGAUAUCGCGAGCACUAUUCAUCGCGCGCAAGCUGGCCAAUUUGUUGACGCUCCCGUGUCGGGCGGCGUAGUCGGUGCUCGCGCUGGUACGCUGUCUUUCAUGUUCGGUGCUUCUCAGCAGCCAGAGCUACUUGAGCGACUUCGGGGCGUGCUAGCUUUCAUGGGGAAGAAAGCAUGGCACCUAGGCGAGCCUGGCUCGGGGGUCUCGGGCAAACUCGCUAACAACUACAUUCUCGCAAUCAACAACAUUGCCACCGCAGAGGCCAUGAAUCUAGGUGUGCGCUGGGGGCUGGAACCCAAGGCGCUCGCGGAGAUGAUUAAUUCUUCCACCGGCCGUUGCUGGCCAUCCGAGGUCAACAACCCUGUUCCAGGAGUUGUUGAGACUGCCCCUUCCUCUCGCGGGUAUGAAGGUGGCUUUGGGGUGAGAUUGAUGCAUAAGGACCUGCGUCUUGCGCUCACAGCAGCAACCGAAUCGGGGACACCGCUUGUCUUAGGAGAACCGGCUCGAGAGGUGUACAAGGAGGUGGAGGGAGCUCACCGGGGCAAGGAUUUCUCUGUGGUCUACCAGUGGCUUCAAAACAAGGCUAAGUGA
Messenger RNA from Penicillium chermesinum, 915 nucleotides. RefSeq lists its product as uncharacterized. NCBI's taxonomy places the organism in Eukaryota, Fungi, Ascomycota, Eurotiomycetes, Eurotiales, Aspergillaceae. Gene Ontology annotation, molecular function: NAD binding; 3-hydroxyisobutyrate dehydrogenase activity; NADP binding. Gene Ontology annotation, biological process: L-valine catabolic process. The record is from RefSeq and is a predicted model, not a curated record. Gene Ontology annotation, cellular component: mitochondrion. Bases 1 to 915 code for a protein of 304 amino acids. The transcript has 2 exons.